AUGACGUCUAACAGUAACACUCCAAAGACGAUAACCCCACGGCCCUCCCAGACAUCUGCCACCAAAGUAUAUGUACGCAUUCGUCCCUUUCACCCACAUGAAAUCCAACAACAACAAAAACAAUAUGAAAAAGAGGAAGUACCCCGAACAGUUAGACUGGCAGCAGAUGGAUCUCAACUAACAAUUCUCGAUCCCUCCAAAAACUUCGCCCAACGACAAACAUACGCCUUUGAACGUUGUUUUGAUGCCUCCACUGUGGAAGGGGAACAAUUGGCGGUGUAUAAUCACAUUGGGGUUCCCGUGCUGGGGAAUGUCGUGGAUGGAUAUAAUGGAUGUAUCUUUGCCUAUGGACAAACAGGGAGUGGUAAAACCUAUACAAUGAUUGGACCACACACAGUAACAACAACAACAACAAUAGCAGCAGCACAUCGAAUGCAAGCAGAUCGAACAUUUUCACAUAUGGAAAUACAAAGAAGUCCAAGAGAGAGUAAAGCUCUUACACCUACAGUAUCAGAUGAUACGGUAAAAUUAGCUGCAAGUUUUGCUGGAGGUAUGGGUAUUGUAGAAUCUACAGAAAAUACUUCAAUAGGGGAUGAAGGUAUUAUUCCACGAUUAGCACGUGAUAUUUUUAAUUCUCUUCGUCUUAAACAUAAACAAAACAGUACGCAUUCUUUUCGUGUAGAAAUGGAAUAUUAUGAGAUUUAUAAUGAAAAGAUUUUUGAUCUUAUUGGGGGAAGUCAUUCAACUGAACUCCGAUUACGUCAUCAAUCUACCCCAGGUACAGGGGCAUAUGUAGAAGGACUUGUACGUAAACAAGUAACGGAAGAAAAAGAAUUAUUACAAUGGAUUAGACGAGGAACAUUAGAUCGACACACGGCAUGUACAAAAAUGAAUGAUCGGAGUAGUCGUAGUCAUGCCAUUGUUUGUCUUCAUAUUGUACAGGUAACUUUAGAUGAGAAUGGAAAUAGUAUAAGGGUUAGUAGUAAGUUAAAUUUGGUAGAUCUUGCUGGUUCUGAACGUACAGGAGCUAGUGGUGUGGAAGGUAAACAAUUUAAAGAAGCCACAAAAAUUAAUCUCUCUCUUACGGCUCUUGGUCGUGUAAUAGAUGCUCUUGCAGAUAUUUCCUCUGGAAAGUCUGGUGUAUUUUGUCCAUACCGUGAUUCUAAUCUCACCUGGUUGUUAAUGGAUUCCUUAGGUGGAAAUAGUAAAACUUCUAUGGUGGCUACCAUAUCCGCCAGUGUCCCUCACUUUGAUGAGAUGUGUCAAACCCUUCGCUACGCCUCACGAGCUAAACAAAUUAUGACUAAAGCUGUUAUUAAUGAAGAUCCACAAGUUCGACAAAUUAAAAUGUUAACAUUGGAAGUUGCAAGACUAAAGGAACUUUUGCGUGAUCAACCACAAUGUGAUUAUACAAAUGAAGAAGUGGAAGAACUUCGAGAACGAAUUUUACGAUUGGAACAAGAAGUUGCUGAUCGUAAUUAUACCAUUAAUGAUUUAAAAACGCAGUUAGAAGAAAAAAAUGGGGUAUUAAUACAACAAUUAGAAGAAGAAAAUCGUCAGUUACAACAAGAAAUGAAAAAUUUCAAUCGUACAAAAUCCAUGGUGACGAAAUUACAAGGGGAAUUAAAGUCUAAUGACGAUGUAAUUGUAAAGUUACGUGAACAGAUAGUAACUUUAGAAAAGGAAAAGGAAGAUUUCCUCUCAUCCCGUUCUGUGGUCAUCUCACCUGGAAUGGUCUCACGUGGAGAAGAGAGAAAAAGUAGUUUAUCGUGUCUUCACUUAAGCCUCAAGACUCUUAAUGGAUUAAAACGUCUUGGUAUCUCUACUACAAAUACGGAUUACACACAAUUGUUAGAGUCUGUCACGCUGUAUGCAACUAAGGCCACAGAUAACUAUGAGAUGAUGUCUGAGAAAAAUACAAUGAUGAUUGAAUCCCACAGUCGAGCUCUACGUGAAAGUCUGAUUAAAUUGGAAUGUAAAGAAAGAUCUGUACUUGCUACCAUUGGGGAAAAACUCAUUGCAGCUCAUACAAAGGCAUGUAUGAAGGAAAAUUCAACUGUAAAGGAAGAAGAAGGAGGAAAGUCACGAGUAACAUCUGAGACUUCUUUACGGGAAAAUCUCAUUAUGAAUUAUGCAGAUAAAAUUAGAAAGAAAGACAAGGAACUUGCUAAUAUUUCAGCACUUCUUAAAUCUCAAAAAGAACAUGCACGUAUUCAAAAGGAACAAUCAACGAAACUAGAAGAGGAAAUAACACAAUUAAAAGAACAAAUGGAGGCUUUAACAGAGAAGUUUCGUCGUUCAAAAGAACAAUGUGAACAACAGCAGAAGGAGAGACAAAUUUUAUGCGAUAGUGAAAUAGGACUAAAAGAGAAAAUUGAAUCUACCCAAUCAGAGUUGUCAGUUGCGGAGGAAAAGAUGAAACUCCUUUUACAGUCUCAACAUACCACUAUUUGCGCAAUGAGUAACUUAAUAGCUGAAGCUCUUGAAGAACAGUCUCGUAUUUCUGCAGAAGAAGCGGAAGAACGUCAGAGUAUAGGACUUCACAGAGGUAAGAUACUCCAAAAAUAUCAAGAAGAAAUCAUUCAAAAAGAGAUAAAAACUCUCCAAGAAAUAUCUGCUAACUCUAUUCAAGAAGCUGAAGAAAAACUUCAAUUGUUAGAAGAAGAGAAGAAAUCAUUGGAACAACAGCUUGAACAAGGUAGACAAGAACAAUUAGAUUCCUUUAGUUUAACAACAAUGGUGUAUAAAAACCAAUCAGAUAUUAUACUUCAAUGGAUACAGGAAAAAAAACAGUUGGUAGAAACCUUAUAUAUCGAUUACAUUAAAGAUCUUCACCAGAAACAUUCAUCACUAUCACAAGAAAUUAAAACUGCCAAACAAGAAGCAGAUGAAAAAAUAGAAUGUUUAAAAAAUGAGUAUGAAAUGACAUUGACGUCACUUCACGAUAAACUUAAAGUAGAAAAAGAAGAAUAUAACGAUAAAAUGGAACACGCCAAAUCACUCUAUCAAGAAGAAUUACAAUCACAAUACACUCAACACCGUGCAGAGUUAAACGAAAUACAACAAUCUAUUAUUGAACUCAUCACGUCAACGGAGCAUCAGCUAUAUACUGCAUUAGAAUAUAAUGAAAGUAAAGAAGAGUUUUUGAUUCACCAAAUACAAAAGGAAUAUAAUAAAUAUAUCCAACAACUAGAGAGUCAGAUAAAGGAUUAUAUCAACUCGACAACUGCUCUACAAAUGGAGCUAACGGAAACUCAGAAUACCCACCUUGAAGAAAAACGUUUACUUCAUGAACAACAAGCAAUGACUACUGCACAACUGCAGGACAACCUCCAACAAACUCGUGAUCAAGCAUCUGAACAGCUGCAACAACUCCAAGAGAAUAUGAAAAAUAACGUAGAAAGACUAGAAGAGAUUAUUAUAAAAACUAAAGAAGAGAGAGAUUCUGCGUUAAAAAUAUCAUCAGAAAAGGAACAAAUGCUCCUGAGUUUAGAAAAUCUAUUAAAAGAACAGAAUACGCUUUACACUACACAGAUUAACUCCAUUGCAGACACCCUUGGUGAAGCUGUGGAGAAACUGCGUGCUGACCACACGAAACUUGUGGAGGAUACAAGGCAACAGGCCGCUGAGGCUGAGCGUCUCCACGAGGAGAAACUGUGCUGCAUGCAGCAGGAACACACGCUUGCCAUUGAUACGCUGGAGCGUAAGGUUGAAGUUGCUAAAUCCGUGCUUUCGCAGCAACGUGUGGAGGCGCAGCGGGAGUUGGAAUCUCUGCGUGCUGCAAGUGCUGCCCAAUUGCUGAGCCUGUUCGAACUGAGCAGUGCACUCAUCGUGGAGCACUCAGGGGAACGACAGGCAAUCAUGAGUGAAGAGGAGGCGGUACGAGUGGAGCUUGUGGCUGGGUGGCGGGACGCGGUAUCACGGGCUGCCCACAGCAGCGACACGGGACGACUGUUGCUUGAUGAGCACAUGUCAUUUGCGAUGCACUGUGCUGCAGAGCACGCAUUGCGGGUGGAGGAGAUUUGUGCGGCACUUCUGGAAACAGAGCAGGAACUGCACUCAAUGCAACAGGAGCGGCUUGCAGCUUGUAUUGGCGCUGAGAUGCACGAGCGACAGGCCCUUUUGACGUGUGAAGAGAAUGAGCGACACUCCUUGUACUGCACACUCCAACAGGAAGUGCGUACCCUCUCACUUCAGCAGUGGUAUGAUCGGGUCAUGGAUGGCAAGGUGAGACUCAUGAAUGAGCACGUGGGUACUUUGACAGGCACCCUUGGUGAAGCUGUGGAGAAACUGCGUGCUGACCACACGAAACUUGUGGAGGAUACAAGGCAACAGACCGCUGAGGCUGAGCGUCUCCACGAGGAGAAACUGUGCUGCAUGCAGCAGGAACACACGCUUGCCAUUGAUACGCUGGAGCGUAAGGUUGAAGUU
Molecule: messenger RNA, 4431 nt
Organism: Trypanosoma theileri
Lineage: Eukaryota; Euglenozoa; Kinetoplastea; Trypanosomatida; Trypanosomatidae
Product: kinesin
Exons: 1
Biological process (GO): mitotic spindle organization; microtubule-based movement
Molecular function (GO): ATP binding; microtubule binding; microtubule motor activity
Source: RefSeq, a predicted model, not a curated record